UUCUCAUUUUUAUCAGUGUCACCUUUCACUAACCCAGUAACCCCUCUUCCCCAAAACCUGAAAUCGUCUUCUAUUUUCCCCAGAAUUUUAUCUGAUCACUAAUAAUCUCGCUUUUAUCAAUUAAUUAAUUUCGCGAAUCUCAACUUCCUCGAAUUUCUCUCUCCUCCCUUUCCCCCAGUUUAUCAAUUUUCAGCUUCAUUUUGGGCUGUUGGCGGAUACCCAACAGUCUAAAACUGUGCAUGGUUGAAGAAUUUCUUCAAUUUUGACGCAAAUCCGAGAUUUAUUGAGUCAGUGCUGUGACCGCGAGUAGCUGAGAAUAUAAUGGGUCACAGUUCUGAAGAGGAGGACACUGACAUUAGUGAAUCUGAGAUAGAAGAGUAUGGAGAUAAAACUUUUGACGAGCUUAAGAAGGAAAGUUCGAAGCUGAAAGUCUCAGAGGAGAAGUAUACGUGUCCAUAUUGCCCAGGGAAAAGGAAGCGGGAUUAUCACUACAAAGAAUUACUUCAGCAUGCAUCUGGGAUUGGAAAUGCUAACUCGAAGAAAAGGAGGGCAAGGGAGAAGGCAAAUCACAUGGGCUUAGCUAGGUUUUUGGAAGUUGAGGUGCAAAAUCAAGCUAGUUCGUCGAAACAGGUUAAUGGUGGUGCUCCUGUUGUUGUCUGUGACCAUGAUGAUAGGUUUGUUUGGCCUUGGGUAGGAAUAGUGGUGAACAUUCCUACUCGGUUCAUGAAUGGUAAGAAUGUAGGGGAAAGUGGUUCAAAGUUGAGGGAUGAGUUAAGAGGUAUGGGGUACAAUCCCAAGAGAGUACAUCCCUUGUGGAACUUCAGAGGCCAUUCUGGUACUGCUAUAGUGGAAUUUAACAAAGAUUGGCUGGGUUGGAACAAUGCCUUGGAAUUUGAAAGAUAUUACGAAUUAAACCAGCAUGGAAAAAAGCACUGGCUGGCAAAGGAUAUUGAAAAGUCCGGUCUUUAUGGGUGGGUUGCGCGUGAAGAUGAUUAUGAAUCACCAGGGAUUAUUGGGGAGCAUUUGCGGAAGACUGGAGAUGUGAAAACAGUAUCUGAGCUUGAGGCAGAACAUGCUCGAAAGGUUGACAAACUUGUUUCAAACCUGACAAAAAAUCUUGAAGAUAAGAAGAAGACUUUGCAGGAAAUAGAGACAAGGUUUAAUGAGACUUCCCAUUCUUUCAACAAGCUAGCGGAAGAGAAAGACAAGCUUCAUCAGGCAUAUAAUGAAGAGAUUAAAAAGAUUCAGCUGAGUGCUCGAGAUCAUUUUCAGAAGAUCUUUAAUGACCAUACCAAGCUUAAGCAACAACUUGAAUCUGAGAAAACAGAGCUUGAUGUCCGUGUGCAUGAGUUAGAGAAGCGUGAAGCAAAUAAUGAAACUGAAAGGAAAAAGCUUCAAGAGGAGAUUGACAAGAAUGCUGUGAAAAACAACUCGCUUCAGCAUGCAUCAUUUGUGCAACAGAAGGCUGAUGAGAAUGUGCUGAAGUUGGCUGAAGAGCAGAAGAAACAAAAAGAAGAUCUGCACAAGAGAAUAUUGCAACUUCAGAAUCAGCUGGAAGCAAAACAAGCACUUGAGCUGGAAAUUGAGCAACUGAGAGGGAAACUAAAUGUGAUGAAGCACGUGGGAGAUGAAGGGGACAUGGAGGUAAUAGAAAAAGUAGAUUCAAUGCUCAAAGAUCUGCGUGAAAAAGAAGAAAACCUAGAAGAGGUAGAAUCUUUGAAUCAAACUCUCGUUGUGACGGAGCGCAUGAGCAACGAGGAGCUCCAGGAUGCUCGUAAGGAAUUGAUAAAUGGUUUGAAAGAAAUGACAAUUCGCGGAUUCAUUGGUGUCAAAAGAAUGGGAGAACUAGAUAGCUCCGUUUUCCAGGAAGCUUGCAAGAGAAGAUUUCCAGAAGACAUAGCUGAAGAUAAAGCUGCAGAGGUCUGUUCAUUGUGGGAUGAGUAUCUCCGGGAUCCAGAAUGGCAUCCCUUUAAGGUGGUUCAGGUUCAUGGAGAUCAUAAGGAAGUAAUAGAUGUUGCAGAUGAGAAACUGAGAGAGUUGAAGAAAGAAUGGGGUGAUGACGUUUAUGAUGCUGUAACAACUGCCUUGAAGGAAAUUAAUGAGUACAACCCAAGUGGACGAUACAUUAUUACCGAACUAUGGAACAGCAAAGAGGGCAGGAAAGCUACAUUGCAGGAAGGAGUAUCAUAUAUAUUGAACAAAUGGAAGGAUUACAAGCGGUUUAGGGGUUGAAGUAGAGAUUUCAUGGUGCAUAUAUCUUGUUGGACUGAUGCGAGCAAAUGUGACAUUGGGUGAACUGGAGACACAAUCAAAGCGCUGGGUGUAUCAGGUUCACACGCAGAAGGCAUUUCAGCAACAUAAAAUGUUUUCCUUAACUUAACUAUAAUAAUAAUAAUAAUAAUAAUAAUGUAUUGAAACUCCAAUUUUUCAUCUCCCUCACCCCCGUAAAUCAGGCCCCAGUUUCAGCCUAUGUUGGUGUCCUGGAAUUAGGACAUUUAUGAUGGGGAGGUUAGCCCAGAAAAUUGCUAUAUGGUGUGGAACUUUAGACCGUAGCGUUUGCUGUUUGGACUGUAAUGAUUUAUCAGUACCAGAAAACAGACUAAUUGUCUGUUCAAUGAUAAAAUGUGCUUUAUAAUGCUA
Molecule: messenger RNA, 2640 nt
Organism: Spinacia oleracea (spinach)
Lineage: Eukaryota; Viridiplantae; Streptophyta; Magnoliopsida; Caryophyllales; Amaranthaceae
Product: protein INVOLVED IN DE NOVO 2
Exons: 9
Coding region: 322-2232 (636 amino acids)
Biological process (GO): gene silencing by siRNA-directed DNA methylation
Source: RefSeq, a predicted model, not a curated record